Harmonia axyridis is the source of this 1273-nucleotide messenger RNA. RefSeq names its product delta(3,5)-Delta(2,4)-dienoyl-CoA isomerase, mitochondrial. Gene Ontology annotation, cellular component: mitochondrion. The transcript is spliced from 7 exons. Gene Ontology annotation, molecular function: delta(3,5)-delta(2,4)-dienoyl-CoA isomerase activity. The record is from RefSeq and is a predicted model, not a curated record. NCBI's taxonomy places the organism in Eukaryota, Metazoa, Arthropoda, Insecta, Coleoptera, Coccinellidae. Bases 252 to 1178 code for a protein of 308 amino acids.
GUCUCAAGGCUCAAGUUUAAAAUUUAUGAAGACUAAUCAUAUUCAAUUUCUUAACUUUGAAUUAUUAUCAAACUAAUAAAUUAAUAGAUUUAUUGCAAAUAACAAAUUCUCCAAUUUCGUGUGUACUUUGAUCCCUUUUGCAAGCAACGAAUUAUAUUUUAGCAGAAUUAUUAGGAUUGCAUCUAUUAAAACUGUUUUUAAUUUUUGUAGGUUGAAGUAUAAUUGAAGAUCAGAACAUUUUUGAGUUUAUUAUGAUGUUCAAAAAUAUUUUUAGGUCAGCAAAUCUAAUUUCCCACUUUAAUAGAGGAAAUAAUUUAUUAGUGAGAACUGUGAAAAUGUCUUCAGCUACGAACUCAUACCAGACUUUGAAUGUCACAGUUCCAAAAGAAUUUUUAUAUCAUGUUGAACUCAACCGGCCAAAUAAUUUGAAUGCCAUGAAUGAUACAUUAUGGAUGGAGAUAAAGAACUGUUUCCAAACUUUAGGCCAUGAUGAAAAUUGUAGGGUAAUUGUUCUGUCCGGUGCUGGAAAGAUUUUUUGCGCAGGUUUAGAUUUCUUGGAGGCAUCACAAAUGGGGGAAAAGUUGGCUGAUCAUGAAGAUAUAGCUAGACGAGCUAAAAUUUUGAAAGAGCAGAUCGUACGAUAUCAAGAAUGUAUGACAUCAUUGGAAUUAUGUAGGAAACCUGUUCUAGCUGCAGUACAUUCUGCUUGUGUAGGGGCAGGUGUCGAUAUGAUAACUGCUGCAGAUAUGAGAUAUUGUACACAAGAUGCUUGGUUCCAGGUUAAAGAGGUAGAUAUUGGAAUGGCAGCUGAUGUUGGAACACUUCAGAGGUUACCGAAAGUAAUAGGUAACGACAGUUUGGCAAGAGAGUUAUGUUAUACAGCUCGAAAACUUAAAUCUGAAGAAGCUGCAUCAAUUGGACUUGUUUCAAAAGUGUUUCCAGAUAAGGAGAGUAUGAUGCAGGGUGUUAUGACAAUAGCAGCUACAAUUGCUAGCAAAAGUCCAGUAGCUGUUCAGAUAACGAAGGAGAAUUUGAUUCAUUCUAGAGAUCACACUGUUCAGGAGGGUUUAGAUCAUAUUGCUUCUUACAACCAAAUGGCCUUACAAAGUGAAGAUUUUAUAAAUGCUACAGUUGCAGCAGCAACCAAAGAAAAGAAUGUACUUUUUGCAAAACUGUAAAAUUAAGCUCAAAAGUUACUGUUAAGAAUAUUUCAUGCUGUUUUAUAUUUAUAUAUUAUAUGAAUGUUUAAAUCAAUAAACAUAUAUUUUCUUGA